Messenger RNA from Colletotrichum karsti, 750 nucleotides. RefSeq lists its product as uncharacterized. NCBI's taxonomy places the organism in Eukaryota, Fungi, Ascomycota, Sordariomycetes, Glomerellales, Glomerellaceae. Gene Ontology annotation, molecular function: DNA binding. The coding region runs from base 1 to 750 and encodes 249 amino acids. The transcript has 2 exons. The record is from RefSeq and is a predicted model, not a curated record.
AUGAGAGUCAGAGCUCGUCACUCCAGAUCUUCCGGCCGCAACUUCGAGUUCCACGGAUUCCCAAAGCUUCCUCCCGAGAUUCGGCGCGCAAUCUGGGAGGCCGCGCUACCUCCCCCAAAUAUCUGUCAGCCAGUUGGAGAGCGUCAGGCAGCCAGCGACUGGCACUCAGAGAGACCUACCAAGUUCAAGAACACCUGGAAGCCGCCUACCAUCAGAGCAGCUUGUCGGGAAGCCUACGAAGUCACCAUGUCCCGCGGCCGUUUCCGAUUCGGCUACUACCACGACAGCGGCAUCAGAGGCUUGUGGUUCAACGACAGCACUGACGCGGUCUACAUAUCUCGCCCGCAGCAGCUCGAAUACAACCACUUUCCUGACGUACAUAACAUCUACCUGGGUGCAUGUCUAGCUCUGGACUCUACACUCUGCUGGAAUUUCAUCAACAAUGAUGAGUUCGAUUCGUGCCGUCGUCUGGUCAUCGCCCUCGAUCCCAAGGGUCCCGUGGGCUUUGUCAGGAUGAUGACUACCACGCCCAAGUUCUGGACCAUGCAGGAUCAUGAUUGCUUGGGCAAGCAUGCUUUCAACGGAAAUGAUUACCCUGCCGGAGCUAAAUCGAGGCACAUCACACUGGGCCAAGCUAGACAAGUUCUCCUCCAUUUCUUCAAGAAGCGACAGGAGUCGCGACUUCAGAUGGGAAGAACAGACUUCUACCAAGGUCCUCUGAAGGUGGAGGCGGUGGAAGUCUUUCGGUAG